This is a messenger RNA of Plasmodium malariae, 1245 nucleotides long. RefSeq names its product ornithine aminotransferase, putative (gene OAT). The transcript has a single exon. NCBI's taxonomy places the organism in Eukaryota, Apicomplexa, Aconoidasida, Haemosporida, Plasmodiidae. Gene Ontology annotation, cellular component: cytoplasm. The coding region runs from base 1 to 1245 and encodes 414 amino acids. Gene Ontology annotation, molecular function: identical protein binding; L-ornithine transaminase activity; pyridoxal phosphate binding. The record is from RefSeq and is a predicted model, not a curated record.
AUGGACUUCGUUAAGGAUCUGAAGAGUAGCCAGGACUAUAUGAACAACGAAUUAACCUAUGGAGCACACAAUUAUGACCCAAUUCCAGUUGUUUUAAAGAGAGGAAAAGGUGUGUUUGUAUAUGAUAUUGAAGAUAGGAGGUACUACGACUUUUUGUCAGCGUACUCAUCAGUAAAUCAAGGACAUUGUCAUCCUGAUAUUUUGAAUGCAAUGAUAAAUCAGGCCAAAAAAUUAACAAUAUGUAGUAGGGCAUUCUUUAGUGAUUCACUAGGUGUUUGUGAACGAUUUCUUACAAGUAUAUUUGGUUAUGAUAAAGUGUUAAUGAUGAAUACAGGGGCAGAAGCAAAUGAAUCAGCUUACAAGUUAUGUAGGAAAUGGGGAUAUGAAAUAAAAAAAAUUCCAGAAAAUUCUGCAAAAAUUAUUGUGUGCAAUAAUAAUUUUUCAGGAAGAACAUUAGGUUGUGUAUCUGCAUCCACAGAUAAAAAAUGUAAAAAUAAUUUUGGUCCAUUUGUACCAAAUUUUCUUAAAAUACCUUAUGAUGAUUUAGAAGCUUUAGAACAAGCUUUACAAGAUCCACAUGUUUGUGCAUUUGUUGUUGAACCAAUACAAGGGGAAGCAGGUGUUAUUCUACCAUCUGAUAAUUAUUUUAAAGGUGUUGAGAAAUUAUGUAAAAAAUAUAAUGUAUUAUUUGUAGCAGAUGAAGUUCAGACAGGGUUAGGUAGGACAGGUAAAUUAUUAUGCACCCAACAUUAUGGUGUUAAACCCGACGUUAUUUUACUUGGUAAAGCAUUAUCAGGUGGACAUUAUCCCAUAUCGGCUAUUUUGGCAAAUAAUGAUAUAAUGCUUGUUUUAAAACCUGGUGAACAUGGAUCAACUUAUGGAGGUAAUCCACUUGCAGCUGCAAUAUGUGUAGAAUCAAUGAAGGUGUUAAUAAAUGAAAAAUUAUCAGAAAAUGCUGAAAAAUUAGGUGGACCAUUCUUAGAAGAACUUAAAAGAGAAUUAAAAGAUAGUAAAAUUAUUCGAGAAAUUAGAGGAAGAGGUUUGUUGUGUGCCAUUGAAUUUAAAAAUGAAAUAAUUAAUGUAUGGGAUAUUUGCUUAAAAUUAAAGGAAAAUGGACUUAUUACAAGGUCUGUGCAUGACAAAACAGUUCGUUUAACUCCUCCCCUUUGUAUUACCAAGGAGCAGUUAGAUGAAUGUAUACAAAUUAUUUCAAAAACGAUUAAAUAUUUUGACGAUAAUUUGUAA